AUGAAUUCCAGCUCUGAUGAUGUCCAUCAGAUGAUGGACAAAAACUCAGCCCGUUUCCGCCCGAGCGAGGGAGGAUGUCUCGUGGACUACAUCAACCUGAACGUCGUACUAAAGCCAAAUAGCUGUUAUACAAUAGGAUUAAGCCGUCCUCUUCUGGUGAGAUCAGCCUACAAAUCUCUUCUUCAUUCACUUUCAUACGAAAUGAAGCUCUCCCCAACACUGUUGUUUCAGGAGACGCAUCAGAACCCAGUUGCCCUUCGUGUCUAUAAGUGA
This is a messenger RNA of Protopolystoma xenopodis, 273 nucleotides long. NCBI's taxonomy places the organism in Eukaryota, Metazoa, Platyhelminthes, Monogenea, Polystomatidea, Polystomatidae. The record is from the annotation of a GenBank genome assembly.